Solenopsis invicta (red fire ant) is the source of this 5598-nucleotide messenger RNA. RefSeq names its product E3 ubiquitin-protein ligase SIAH1. Lineage: Eukaryota; Metazoa; Arthropoda; Insecta; Hymenoptera; Formicidae. Gene Ontology annotation, biological process: multicellular organism development; proteasome-mediated ubiquitin-dependent protein catabolic process. Bases 1276 to 2115 code for a protein of 279 amino acids. The transcript is spliced from 6 exons. Gene Ontology annotation, cellular component: cytoplasm. The record is from RefSeq and is a predicted model, not a curated record. Gene Ontology annotation, molecular function: ubiquitin protein ligase activity; ubiquitin conjugating enzyme binding; zinc ion binding.
UCUUGCUUGGCGAAUAAAAUAUGUACAAAUCAAGCGCGAUACGCUCUUCGUGCCGAUGCUCUAAUGCUUUAGUUUUCAACUUUGUUGUCUGGCGAGCGCGUAACGCGUGAGGGACGACAUUAACAGUCCCCUCGACAGAUGCCGCGCAAUUCCCGCGAUGCCCUCGGCAUCGCUUGGCACGGCGGUUUCCGAUAUCCCGCAAUAUCCCGGUAGUUGCACGAGCGGCGCUGACCCAUUGGCGUGUAUGUAACAGCUGUGGGGCUGAUUGAACUCGUCGCGGCAUUUUCGGAGUGAUUCUUUUCGCACGGGAAGUCGGGAACCGAGUGACCGGAAGUGGAGGAUCGUUGCGGACAAGCGAGCGACAGAGGAAAAAAAAGGGAGUGGGAGAGAGAAAGGAAGCGUGUUCCUGAGCGCGGCGCUAUGCCUCACCCAGAAUCGGCACGGGUGCUGUCGCGAUCGGUCACGCCGCUCCGACGAUCGCGGGGAUUCGCGAUGUAGCCCCCUCCCGCUCCUCGCAACACCCGCCUGCUCCCGUUGCUCCUCCUGCUUCUUAUCCCGACGAAAACACUCUCUCCUCGCGUCAUCGUCCCAACACCCUGGUCACAUCGAUGCGUCGUCACGCAACGUCGACGGGUACUCGGGCAACAACGCUCACGGAUCUUGGUCGCCGCGUCGAGUCACCUGCGACUACGCGUUCAUCGUCAUCUUCCUCAUCACCAUCAUCAUCAUCAUCAUCAUUAUCAUCAUCAUCGUCAUCAUCGUCGUUAAUAACGUCGCUGCCUCCUACAAGAAGUGCCUUCCAUCGACUCCCGCCGUUCGGCCGUGCGGCGAGCUUCCCGAUCGUUUCACCUGCCUCAGCGGUGUACGCGACGACGGCGGUCUUUACCGAUACGCACCUUUGUCCGAUCUCAUCCUGCCUGUGCGCCUCGCGCGUACAGUGAAAAAAAUGCGUGUAUCACCGAUCGCGCGACUUGGCAUUGCAUAACGCGUCGUGACUGUCAUCGAUUGUUUGGACCCUAGAUACACGUGAUUGUUGGACUCGCGUAUGUAAAAAGUGACAGUAUGCUUAUAGUCAGUUACAGUCACCGGAACUUACGUGGAUACAGUAUUUUUAUCGAACGAAGAUGUCAAACAAACCUCAUUGAAACUGGAAGUGAAUCAGCUGGAAACUAGCUUGCAUCAGAAAUGCAUUGCUGAGACAGUUCGAGAAACGAAGGGACACGGUCGUUCGUGUAGUCAGAGUGACGAUCCACGGUACCUAACCUGAAAGACAAAAUGUCUCAACUAAACAUCAACACGGGCAAGCGAGGGAGAGGGGUCGCAAGCACCUCUGCGUCGACCGUAUCCGCCCUGAGCAGCUCCACCGAUUUGGCCAGCCUCUUCGAGUGUCCUGUUUGCUUCGACUACGUGCUUCCACCUAUCCUGCAAUGUCAGAGCGGACAUCUAGUCUGUACAAAUUGCAGACCCAAACUCUCCUGCUGCCCCACAUGCAGGGGUCCUUUGGGUAACAUUCGUAACUUGGCUAUGGAAAAGGUAGCCAGUAAUGUCAUGUUUCCCUGCAAAUACUCCACCAGUGGCUGCGCAGUUUCACUAGUGCACACGGAGAAAGCAGAUCACGAGGAUGCAUGCGAGUUCCGUCCAUACAGUUGUCCCUGCCCAGGUGCGUCCUGCAAGUGGCAGGGAUCACUGGAACAAGUGAUGCCACAUCUUAUUAUGAGUCACAAAAGUAUUACGACAUUACAAGGUGAGGACAUUGUUUUUUUGGCAACUGACAUUAAUCUCCCUGGAGCCGUCGACUGGGUCAUGAUGCAAUCUUGUUUUGGCCACCACUUCAUGUUGGUGCUCGAGAAGCAGGAAAAGUACGAUGGACAUCAACAGUUCUUUGCAAUUGUACAAUUAAUUGGCUCCAGAAAGCAAGCGGAGAAUUUUGCCUACAGACUGGAACUAAAUGGGCAUAGAAGACGUCUUACGUGGGAAGCUAUGCCACGUUCUAUUCACGAGGGUGUAUCGUCUGCAAUUUUAAAUUCUGACUGCCUUGUAUUUGACACCUCUAUCGCGCAGCUGUUUGCUGAUAAUGGAAAUUUAGGAAUUAACGUUACAAUUUCUAUGGCCUGAGGAAAACCAGAAAAAGCGGUAUAAAGAGGAAAAAUGACACAACUACCCGGACAUAUCGAGCAGUCCUCGGGAUCGUGAGGUGCGGUAAAGUACUCAAAUGGGACUGCCCGUUAUGAGCAGAGAACAGUUCUUUUUACGUUACCAGAUGGAUAUUAGCAAUAUGGAGACAUUAGGGAAUGUUGUUUUGAGUAUGUUGACGAUAUGUAGCAUUUGGAUGCUCAGUAUAUGAUUGCCGUUGAAAAGCUUUUAAAGUUGUAUUCGGCUGUGAUAUUGAUAUAUAUCACAAAGUUAAAUGUAACAUCUUUUCGGUUUAUCAUAUGCUAUGACUUUGGAGCUUUGAUGCUGAGCAUGAUAUCGAAUUCCGAGAAAAAGAAAGUACCUGAUAUCCGCGCUAUUGUCACAUUACUCUUACUCAUUUCACAUCAAACUUUUCAUUCAUAUCUUUCUGAGGUACAAUGCAUUAUUGGAUGAUAACGGACAUCGUUUUUGUCUGUAUUUUAACGAUUUUUGUGGACUUCUAUGGCAAACGCGAACAUUACGAGGCGAGUUUUAUAAGUUUACUAUGAAUCUCGUCAUGUAAUUGUCAAGUACACGGUGCACUUUUCCGCCGAUGUGUAUUUUUGUAUUGCUUAUUUUAGUCCGUGAAAUUUACUUUCUCUCGAUCUUUGACAACUAUUCAUUCUUUGUAUUUUUUUAUUUUAAAGAUCCGAUAUGUAUGUAUUUUUGUAUAUAACACGAUGAAUCCGGCUUUCGUAACUGUUGCAAACGCAGCCGCAAUUGUUUCGUUAUUCCACUUUACGAUUAUCGUGUUUUUUUUUGCAAUUUUUAUAUGCAAAUAACAGUGAAAGGCAGAUCAGUUUUUCACCUAGUCUGAAUGUUGGAGCAAAAUGUUAAUAUUUUUACAACAGUUGUAUCAAUAUGAGUUGCAUUUCCGAAAUGUACUGAUAUACACUGAUAGUAUUGAAUAUCUAUACUAUACUUAAGCAUAUGCGAGUUAUAGAUUUAUAAGAUUGUGUUGGUGCAUUUCGGGACGCGCUCAUUGUGUGGAGCAAUGUUCAAUUGCAGCAAAGUUCCUGUAAGCAAGAUAAAAAGGAAGUUAAAAGUGUAUGACUGAAGCAAUGAUAUUAAAAUAAUAAUAUAAAUUAAAAGAAAUUAUUUUAUUCAAAUAUUAAUUUAACGUUACGUUACGUUUACUUUUCUGAAGCAGUGGGGAAAGAAAGAAAAAAUUUGUAUUACGUUUAAUGUCUAUUAAAUUGAUUCUUUUAACGAAUAUUUUUUUGUAUUUUUGAAAGAGCUGUUCUAGAUAAUAAUCAUUCUUGCAGUAUUUUUCCACAGUUAUAGAGGUUUUUUUUUAUUUUUAUAAUUUACUUUUAUUCUUGAAAUAUGCUUCUCUGAUUCUUCCUUUUCUAUUAUUUCAUACAACAUUGUAAAUUUUGAAGAAAGUUUUGGAAAUGAGCUGUUUAACGAAAAUAGAGCAUUGAAUCGACUUGCAUUGAAAAAGUCAUUCAAUAAGUCGAACUAACAAUGGAAGAGAAGAGUUUCGAGAGAUGACAGGGAGGACAUUGUUUUCUUUGGAGGAACAAUUUAGACUGAAAUGUAAUUUAUACGAGAUGAAUAGGCUAAGUCUAUAACAAUCAAUUAUAUAUUUUUCAUAGAUUCGCGGAAACUUGCACGAAUAUCAUUGUAUUUGUACCAUAAUUUUCUUCAAAUACGGAUGGCUGAUCAUUCUCUUUACGUUAUCAUCUUCAGUUCUUUCCGAGUUGCUAAGUAAUUUGUACGUAUUGUUGAAACUUUGUUGCCGAAAGCUGCUGAUGAUGUUGGAUCAAUAUCGCAAUAAAUCAUCAGCAAUCACUUGGGAAUUAUUUAUCGAUUUAAUGCUCUGUAACACAAUUGUGAGGAAGACGAAGAUGUUCACGAGGUAUAGGCGAAAGCACUGUUAUACUGUAAAUAAGACGCGAAAAAACUUAUUAUGUGAUAUAAUUAGUAUUAGUAAUGUACAUCACACGACAUGCUGACAUUCACGAUGUUGGAAAUAAAUUCGAAGGGAACCAAGUACACACACGGUGCACGCGCGCACCGUAAAUAUGAUUUAGCGUGUAUUAUCAAGCUUGUAACGAAUUAUAUUUAUACACGCCUAUCAGGCGGACAUUUAAUUUUAGUGGACUCACGUUGAGCAACGAGCGUUCUUGGCGAUUACCGGAAAAAAAUCAGGAGAGAGAGAGAGAGAGAGAGAGAAGAAAGAGGAAGACGGGCUCCUGAGUAUGACGUUGAUCGUUACAUCCCGUAUGGAGAGACUGUAGAGAGAAUUUCUUCCCGACUUAUUAGUGUGAAGCGUAAUUCGACGAAUCUCGAUCGAGAUUGCGGGAAUCAGUACGCUCGUCCUGAGAUCACGAUACGAUCCGCACGCGCGGAAAUUCUGCAUGGAAUUGUCGUGCGACAUAGGGGAGGAUUACAGAUAUACGCUGGAUGUGAUUUUUCUCUCUGUAAACCACGGCACUGAGCAGUGUUCUAAUAAUUUGUUUCAAGGAGAUUCAUCACAUUGUUAAGUAUCCUGUAUAUACGAUAAGAUAAACGAGAUAUUGCAUAACUCUUAUCCUUUAACUAAGUAGUAAUUUAUUCUCUAGCAUUUGUGAGAGCUCCCCAUUGCCGUUUUAUUGAACCCUGAUCUCAGGGAAACUGUAUCUUACGUUCGAUUGACGAGUAAAUUCAUUGUUUCGUUCGAGGAUGAUUAUAUGUAAUAUGUAAUAUCCCCAAAAAGAAAAGAAGCUAAAUAAUUAGUUGCGUUAUUAGUUGAAUGAGGAAUAAAUGAGCUGGUGAGAAUAUGUAACAUGUUGAAGGCUCUGGAAGCUCGCUAUCGUACGAUAAUAAUGCCGGAUUGACAAUCUCAUCGUCAUUUCGUUUCUGCGUAAACUUAAAGACGCUUUAUGUUAGAUCUAUGUUACAGUACAUGACUUCCCUCUUUUACAUUGAGAUUGAAAUUAUUACGUUUGACAUUAGAGUACCUCGAAAUUAAUCUAUGUGUACGCGGCGGGCAGUUUUACGUUUGAAGGAUUUUUCUCCCGACACACUUUUACAUACAAACACACACAAAUACACUCUCGGAACCAUCUCCGCUGAUCUUAACGAUUUCUAGUUAUUCGCGUUUCAGUUGCCACCUGCGAGGAAUGCAACUGAACGUACACUUGACGAAUGGUGACAUAUCCCGGAUAAAUCGAGAAUAUUUUUUCUUUGUUUGACGACACAAUUUGCGAAGUCACGAAUGAGAGUCGUUGUGAGCGGCAAGUCCACGACGGGAUCUUUGUACUCUACGAGAUGUCUAGCGGAGAUGCCGGCGGUGCUCGUGCAUUCGCAGACUAGUAUAAUUGUCGACAGAAUAUAGCUUUAUUUAAAUAUAAUGUAUAUACUUAUAUAUGCAUAUUUAUAGAAUCUACAAAAUGUUCAAAUCAUGUAUAAAGAGCAUUAAUAAAUUUUUUUUUAUAGAUA